Molecule: messenger RNA, 2143 nt
Organism: Armigeres subalbatus
Lineage: Eukaryota; Metazoa; Arthropoda; Insecta; Diptera; Culicidae
Product: mitochondrial ribosome-associated GTPase 2
Exons: 3
Coding region: 130-1284 (384 amino acids)
Cellular component (GO): mitochondrion
Molecular function (GO): magnesium ion binding; GTPase activity; GTP binding
Source: RefSeq, a predicted model, not a curated record
CACGGGGCUGAUUUAUUUUGAUCCAGAAAUGUCAAUCCACGCUUGCAUUUUUUGUAUUUUGUUUUCUUCCUCUGCAAAGUUAGAUGAAAUAGUGAAAAUUAGUUAAUAAUUUUAAUCUGAGCUAGUAAAAUGUUGCCAUCGUUGUUGAGAAAUCUUUAUCGCCGAAUACCAACUCAGCGUGUGAUACUGCUGCAGAAUAAUGCCGAUUUUUCCUCACAACGAGUAGCGAUUGCCCUGCGUAGCAAGAAGGCUAAGUCAGAUAAACCUACGACACAAUACUUUGUAGACUGUAAACCCGUACGAACGGUCGGCGGCAAAGGCGGUGACGGUUGUAUCUCAUUUCUGCGUCUGUGGUGCAAUGAGAAUGCCGGUCCAGACGGAGGUGACGGUGGAAAUGGUGGUCAUGUCGUGCUGCAAGCCACCUCGGAUGUUCGUGAUUUAAAUCACCUCACGACGCUGCUGUCGGCGGACCCCGGCAAUAACGGGCGUAACAAAGACUGUCACGGCAAAAACGCCAGUCAUACCAUUGUGAAGGUGCCGCUGGGAACUAUUGUGAAAACCAGUUCCGGAAAGGUGGUGGGCGACCUGAACGGCGAGGGAAUGAUGUUUGUUGCUGCACGAGGAGGAGCGGGAGGUAAAGGUAAUCACUUCUUCAUCAGUGAUCUGGAACAGGCUCCACAAGUGGCUGAGUUUGGUGGAAAUGGGGAAGACAAGUCGUACAUUCUAGAACUGAGAAGCAUGGCUCACGUUGGUUUCAUUGGACUGCCAAAUGCAGGAAAGAGUACACUUCUUAGGGCAAUAUCCCGAGCCCGGCCUAAGGUUGCUUCAUAUCCUUUUACCACACUAAAACCCCAUCUCGGAAUGGUUCAAUACGAUGACUACGAGCAGAUCGCUGUGGCCGACCUACCGGGAUUGAUCCCGGACUCCCACAAAAACAAAGGUCUCGGGAUUCAGUUUUUGAAGCAUGCGGAACGCUGCAAUGUGCUAUUAUUCGUUGUGGAUGUGUCGUCUGAGGAACCGUGGAAUCACUACCAAACACUGAUGCACGAAUUGACUAUGUUCAGCGAAGAGCUGGCCAAUCGGCCAAGGAUGAUUAUUGCAAACAAAAUUGAUUUACCGGACGCGGAGAGGAAUUUGCAGUUACUGUCGCAUCACGUAGAUGUUCCGGUGAUACCGAUCAGUGCUAAGAUGGGGACAAACGUUUCCGAGUUGUUGAAGGAAAUCAGGGUAGUUUAUGAUGGUUUGAAAAAUGAGUCAACUCGAGUCACAGAUCAAAAUGCGUAGACUACAGUACCUACACCAAAGAAACUGUAGAUAGACCCUUCAAGGUUCGAAGUCAAUACGUAGGGAUUUUUCAAAGAUGCAUGCACACAGUAAUGGAUUCACGCUGAUAUCGCCACCAACACUGCGACAGUGGUUUUCCAAUUUAGUGACAACUUGGAAAAUGUUGAUGCAUUUCUAUUUUGCAACCAACAUUUUUACACCUAGUUGCCGACAAAAUUUAUCUAAUUGUUCACAAAAUUGACCCAAGUUUUUUUUUAAUUUUUAUUUUUUUUUGAAUAAUAGAACAUGGGUCAUAAUAACGAACCAUUCAAUGAGUUUUUAAAUGAGAAAGAAGAGAAGCAUGCUGAAAACAGGAUUUUUUUUUAUUUAUUCUAUUUACUAGAAAAUAAUACCGGUAUGCAAAUAAAACAACAAACGUGUUAAAACAGACAGUUCUUGCUUCAGCGCACCGCCGGACUUUUUGAGUAGGGGAAAAGACGACUUUGGCAGGUUUUGUUCUAUUAUUGUCAGGGGGGUUUUUGUUGACCAAAUUUUAUAAAAUUUUGCCACAAUAUUCUUUGAUAUGCAAAGAAUGUUUAGGCCAAAUUUGAGCAUAAUCAGUCAUAAAAAAACCCCUGUCAAUAAUAGAACAAAACCUGCCAAAGCCGUCAUUCCCCCUAUAUAUAUAUAUUUUUUUAUUUGCGUGCCAAGACGAAAGCUUGCUAGACAGAGUGAAGGAAAAUGGUAAGUACAAUAUCCGAAAAUGUAGGCAAAUUAUGUUGCAACAGGAAACAGUCCAUUAGAAGUCUUUGCAGAGUGCGGUUCUUGUGAAGUCAUUUCAAAUGUAGAGAAAGGUAAUAAAGCGCUUGUUCGUUAAAGA